This is a messenger RNA of Sorex araneus (European shrew), 3295 nucleotides long. It is a transcript of the gene MAPK8IP1, whose product is annotated as mitogen-activated protein kinase 8 interacting protein 1. Gene Ontology annotation, molecular function: protein binding. The coding region runs from base 462 to 2612 and encodes 716 amino acids. NCBI's taxonomy places the organism in Eukaryota, Metazoa, Chordata, Mammalia, Eulipotyphla, Soricidae. The transcript is spliced from 13 exons. Gene Ontology annotation, cellular component: cytoplasm. Gene Ontology annotation, biological process: regulation of JNK cascade. The record is from RefSeq and is a predicted model, not a curated record.
UUGGGGGGGAAACAUCCCAGAUUUCUGCCAUCUGCUUGCACGCCUGGGCAGGGGCGGGGGACACCCCCCUACGGCCCCCCGCCCCCGUCAGGGCAUCGGAAGGGCAGGUGGAGCCGAAGGCAUCGAGCGCAGUAACCUGAUCCUGCGGGGGAGGAUCCGGCGGCCCCGCUCGGCUGCUCGGCGCGGCGUGCCGCGGCCCUGGCCGGGGAGGAAGCUGCCUGCAGCCGAGGGCUGGGCCCGGGAGCGCGGGCCCGGCCGCAGCGCUGCCUCCUCUCCCGGCCCAUCUAUUUUUAAUGAGGCGACCGGGCCUCUGCAUCGGGCAGGCAGGCCGCAGAGAGGCAGGCCCAGGCGGUGGAGGCCGGAGGCCCCAGCCCUGCCCCGAGGCCCGGGCCCCCGCACCCGUGUGGGCAUGAGAGGGCGGCCCUGGGGCCCCGCAGCCCCCCAGCCGGGCUGGGCUCUCCAUGCAGCUGGUGCUGAAGAUGGAUUCGAGCCCAGACAGUGACAGCUGGUUGGAGGAUCAGUGGGAGCGCUGGCUCACGCAUGACAUCAGCCUGGAGGAGUUUGAGGAUGAAGACCUGUCGGAGAUCACCGAUGAGUGUGGCAUCAGCCUGCAGUGCAAGGACGCGCUGUCCUUACGGAGAUUCUAUAAACUCUGCCUGGCAAAAGGAAACCAAAGGCCCCCGCGCUCUGGGCUGCUGUCUGGGGGCGGCGCGGGGAGCCGGCUGCAGGCCGAGAUGCUGCAGAUGGACCUGAUCGACGCGGCGGGGGACACUCCCGGCGCCGAGGACGACGAGGAGGAGGAUGAGGAGGAGCGCGCGGCGCUGCGGCCGGGAGCUGGGCCGCCCGAGGCCGCGCCCCGCCAGGAGCCGGCGCCCCGCGGCCAAGGCCAGGGCCAGGGCCAGGGCCAGGGCCAGGGCCAGGGUCCGGGCGGCGGGGACACCUACCGGCCCAAGCGACCCACCACGCUCAACCUCUUUCCGCAGGUGCCGCGGUCUCAGGACACGCUGAACAACAAUUCUCUGGGCAAGAAGCACAGCUGGCAGGACCGCGUGUCUCGCUCCUCGUCACCCCUGAAGACAGGGGAGCAGACCCCUCCGCAUGACCACAUCUGCCUGAGCGACGAGCUGCCGCCACAGGGCAGCCCUGUGCCCACCAAGGACCGCGGCACCUCCACUGACAGCCCCUGCCGCCGCAGUGCCGCCACCCAGAUGGCACCCCCCAGUGGUGCCCCCGCCGCACCCGCGGGGGGCCGGGGCCACGCACACCGAGACCGCAUCCACUACCAGGCGGACGUGCGGCUCGAGGCCACCGAGGAGAUCUACCUGACCCCAGUGCAGCGGCCCCCAGACCCCGCAGAACCCGCCUCCGCCUUCCUGCCGCCCACCGAGAGUCGCAUGUCCAUCAGCUCUGACCCCGACCCCGCCGCCUACCCCUCCACCACAGGGCGGCCUCACCCCUCCAUCAGCGAAGAGGACGAGGGCUUUGACUGCUUGUCGUCCCCGGAGCGGGCCGAGCCGCCGGCUGGGGGCUGGCGGGGGAGCCUGGGGGAGCCGCCACCACCCCCCAGGGCCUCCCUGAGCUCGGACACCAGCGCCCUGUCCUACGACUCAGUCAAGUACACGCUGGUGGUGGACGAGCACGCCCAGCUGGAGCUGGUGAGCCUGCGGCCGUGCUUCGGAGACUACAGCGACGAGAGCGACUCGGCCACUGUCUAUGACAACUGCGCCUCAGCCUCCUCGCCUUACGAGUCGGCCAUCGGCGAGGAGUACGAGGAGGCGCCCCGGCCGCGGCCCCCCGCCUGCCUCUCCGAGGACUCCACCCCCGACGAGCCCGAUGUUCACUUCUCCAAGAAGUUCCUCAAUGUCUUCAUGAGUGGCCGCUCACGCUCCUCCAGUGCCGAGUCCUUUGGUCUCUUCUCCUGUAUCAUCAACGGCCAGGAACAGGAGCAGACCCACCGGGCCAUCUUCAGGUUUGUGCCUCGGCACGAGGACGAACUGGAGCUGGAAGUGGAUGACCCGCUGCUCGUGGAGCUGCAGGCUGAGGACUACUGGUACGAGGCCUACAACAUGCGCACCGGCGCGCGGGGCAUCUUCCCGGCCUACUACGCCAUCGAGGUCACCAAGGAGCCCGAACACAUGGCAGCCCUGAGCAAAAGCAGCGACUGGGUGGACCAGUUCCGGGUGAAGUUCCUGGGCUCCGUGCAGGUGCCCUACCACAAGGGCAAUGACGUCCUCUGCGCCGCUAUGCAAAAGAUCGCCACUACCCGCCGGCUGACCGUGCACUUUAACCCGCCCUCCAGCUGCGUCCUCGAGAUCAGCGUGCGGGGGGUGAAGAUCGGCGUCAAGGCCGACGACUCCCAGGAGGCCCAGGGGAAUAAAUGUAGCCACUUUUUCCAGUUAAAAAACAUCUCUUUCUGUGGAUACCAUCCAAAGAACAACAAGUACUUUGGGUUCAUCACCAAGCACCCCGCCGACCACCGGUUUGCCUGUCAUGUCUUCGUGGCAGAGGAGUCCACCAAAGCCCUGGCAGAAUCCGUGGGGAAAGCCUUCCAGCAGUUCUACAAGCAGUUUGUGGAGUACACCUGCCCCACAGAGGACAUCUACCUGGAGUAGGGGCACGGCCCCCCCCACCUGCCCCCUCCCCAAGCCCCGCAGCACACCCGGUGCUGCUGGAGGCGGAGGAGGGGCGCCCACCACCGCUGCGGAAGGGAAAGUGGGGGGCCCUCUGGCUGAGGGUGGGGGAGGGCGGGGUUGGGGGAGAGGCACACGCAGUUUAUUGUAAUAUACGGGAGUAGAUUCAUCUAUGGAGGACAGAGCGGGCUGCUCGGGGGUUGAGGGGCACGGAGCUGUGGGGGAGGGGUGGGCCAUGAAGGACGCGCCCGUCCGAGCCGCCCAGGGGCCCGCCCUAUCCCGGGCCUCGGGCUUUCUUGGCUGUUGGCUCCUGCCCUGGAGAAGCCUUGACAUGCCACCUAGGGUGCCCCCACCCUGCCCCCAACUCCCAGUCUCACCCCUUGGGCUCCUGGGCUCAGGGAGAACCCGGCCCACCCCCUCCCGACCCCCUAGGCCUCUGCCAGAAGGAAACACUGGCAGGUGGAGGCCAGGCCUGGUUCCCAGCGCUGGCACUUGGGUGCCCGCUGGGGGCUCCCCUGCAGCCUCCCUGGCAUGCUGGCCCUGGCAGGUGGAGCCUCACGGGGAGGGCGCGCUGCCCAGCAGGAAACGGCAGCUUCUGGACUGGCCCAGGCCCAUCCUGGUCCCGCCCCUGGCGACAGCUAUUAAAGUGCCAUUUCCUGUCUGGA